AUGUAUGACGGUGUGAUCAGCGCACCGAAAUGCAGCUGCAGUUGCUGUGUGGUUGAAAGAAGAAGGCCAGAUGAAGCUGGUGGACAAGACUUGGCGAAGUGUGCAGCACCACCCCCGCAGAGCAGUCGAUGCUCAAGCGAAUGUGCUGCUGUGAACGACGAAGUCUUUUCCCAGGUCAAGGUGGUGGAUAUGGACCGAUAUUGUUUUCAUCGAUGUCGGCCUGAGGGUUCACUGCAACCCUCCGAGCGCUUAGAGGUGCUCGAAAAGACGGGCGGUGCCUCCUUCCACGGAGGCUUUAGCGUUUACACACCGUGCGUGCCAGUGCCAAAGAGCUUGGAGACCUUUGCAAUGGAACCCAACGGCAAUGGUCGCGAUCAUCUACUUGAGGAGAGUGGAGGGGAAAGGCAGCAGCCUGGGAGGCCUGCUGCUUCAGCGGGAAUGACUGAGGAGGACAUGGUGGCCUUUAGACGCUUCCAGAGGUUUCUACGGAUGGAGCAGGGGCCAAAUCCAAGUUCUCGCAGAGGUCGUCGCGGACGAGAUGAAGAUGAUGAUGAUGAUGGGUAUGGUGACAAAGGACAGGCGGGGCCACCGCCGAGCUGGGACGGGUCGUCUUCCUUUGAGGACUUUUUGAUCCGUGCUCGCUUGUGGUUGGCAACUACCAAGGCAAAAGGAAAGGCCAGAGGACCCCUUUUGCUGAAGGCGCUCAGUGGUACGCCUUUCGAGACCUUCAAGCACCUAGCAAAGGAUGCGGCCUGGCUGGCUGAUGCCAACAACGCCAACACGUUGCUCGAGACCAUGGACAAACCGGAAUACUAUGGUGAUGAUCAACAAGAACACAUGAUCACGGCUCUCAGCCGUAUCACAUACCAUGUGAAGAGGCAGAAGAAUGAACCAUGGCGAGACUUUUUCGCACGUUGGGAAGGAGCGAUGCGAAAAGUGAACCAGCAUCGCAUCAACCUCCCCUUGGACUACGAGGGCUUUUUGAUGAUCAACGGCCUUCAGCUCUCAGACUGGCUGCGGAAGAACGAGACACGUUUAGCUGCCAGUGAACUUGGUGCUGAGAAGGCCAAGGUCAACAAGGUCUACUUUGCCGAGGACGUCUUGGAGAAGGACCCCUACGACGAGACCGGCGACGAGGUGGACCAGGAGAUCGAGAUCUUGGAGAACUAUCUCACUGACUUGCAGGACGGCGAGGAGAUUGCGGAGCACGACGUGUUGGAGGAAGAGGACGCGGCAGAAAUCCUAGCAAUGAUGCUCAAGCAAAAGAAGACCUACAAGGAGUCUUUGCGUGAGAAAAAGGAAAAGGAGCUCUCCAGAGGUUAUGGAAUGCCUGGGAAGGGAGGCAAAGGUUUUGGAAAGGGCCUUGGAAAGGGGCGAAGUUUCAUUCAGCCCGGACAGUACAAGGUUUCCAUAGAAGAAAUCAAGAGGCGCACCAAAUGCAACAAUUGCGGAACCCUGGGGCAUUGGAAGAGAGAGUGCCUGUUGCCGCCCAAGAGUUCCAAUGCCAAGGUGAACGACACGCACCUUCUGGAAUCCUUUGAGGAGAUGGAGGAAGCGGUUUUCCUUGGGAUGCUUGAACAUCACCGAGCCGAAGGUGACCUGAGCGAGCCUGAGGUAGAGAUGUCUCAGUUUUCUGAUUGUAGCGUAGGAGAUUUUGACAGAUUGUGGCCACAGUUCCUAGCAGUUUGGGACCGAAAGGAACUUUUCUUCGACCAGCAGUUUUUGAAGAUCCCGCUAGUCAUCAAAAGCGCCAUGGAGUCGAUGCCCAAGCGUGCUCGGUCCACCACUUUGGACCCGGAGAGACUGGAUGUGUGGAACCGCAUGGUGAAAAAGCUGAUGGCACUGGUGAUCCCUAUCAACCUCCUGACCCUACGUUUGCCGACCGGCAACCACAAGAAGAUGAUGGCCACCCUGGUGGAGAAGAUGGAGAUGGAGGACUUGAUCCAUGCCCGGGAGUUGAUCGCGGUGCAGAUUCGGAAGCUUCAGCUUUGUCAAGAUCUACGGGACUCCGAGGACUUCAUCGUCAUGACGGACCUGGACGACGUCGAGGUGAUCGAGCCUACAUCAAUGACUUCAAGGACACCAACGACUCCGGCGACGGCGACUUCCAGGACUUUGACGACAAGACGUGCCAUGCCAGCAGCCAGCAGUUCGUUGGCUCCCAGCGAAGCCAUGACACAGGGAUCAACGGGCACCAAUGGAGCCGGGAAGGUGGGAGAUGUGAAGGGCCUGGAGAUUGUCUUCGGCUACAUUCCUCCAUGCCAUUGCGGGCAUCAAGCCCGACUUCACUUGAGUCGCACGGAGAAGAACUUCGAGAAGUUCUUCCUGCGAUGCCCACGAGACCCGGGAGUGCAGUGCAAUUACUUUCAAUGGACCACGGCACAACCGUUCCAGGAUGUGACAGCUUGGAAGUACAAGGAUCAGGGAGAGGGAGCAGUUCCUGCGGCAGAAGCCCUACAGGAGAUCAAGGAAAAGAAGACCAGUUCUUCGAGCGGAACCACUGCGGAUUUCGAGGAGUACCAGAAUAAAGAACUCAUGCAAAAGUAUCUUGAAGACAAGCAAGAAGCCAUGGAGUUGUUGGAGUUUGCGAUUUCCGUUUGCCUUUUGUGUCAGGAACUUGGCAUCAAAUUUGUGAUCGAACAUCCAUUUACUGCCACUUCAUGGCAAACCCCCGCCAUGCAGAAGCUUUUGAGGAACCCACUUUUCUAUUUUUCUCGUGCUGAUCAAUGCGAGUAUGGACUACGAGGACCACGUGGAGGGUUGCAUCGAAAGGCAACUGGCUUCGUCACCAACUGCAAGGAGAUCUCCAUGGUCUUACGGCGAAGAUGCUCUGGAGAACAUGAACAUGAGGUCAUCAUCGGGGGAAAGGUCUCCGAACUGGCACAGAGAUAUCCCAAGAGACUCAUUGACCAAAUCUUGGGAGCCUACCAGAAGAGCAUUUGCGAGUUCAAGGAGAGAAGCCGACUCCGGGAGAAGAACAUCAUUCACCAGAAGUUCCAGGAGAUGACGGAGGACAACAACGAGAUGCUGACCAACUUCCGCAUUGUGGAGUUUAUCAAGAUGAUACAGAAUUUGGAGAUGACAAAGAACGAGAUGCUGACCAACUUCCGCAUUGUGGAGUUUAUCAAGAUGAUACAGAAUUUGGAACUUCAUCAUUCUAAAGUACUUCGACGUUGCCAAGAACCACCCGGUGGUACUGUCCUUCAACGUGAUACAGUAUGUCAACGCGAUCCAGAAUGUCAAGAAGCUGCGGUUCUUCGAGGUGACAAGGAAUGUCCAGGAGAGCUGAGAGAAACUGGAAGGAUAGAGAAAGAUAUUUUGGCAGUGGAGAUGGCGGAGGAACCAACUGAAGGAGUUGGCAAAGACUUGCCUCUUAGCGGAAGAUUUUCGAUUGGGAGACUACUUCAACGAGCACAUGAAGGGCUAGGACACCCGAACAACGACCGAUUUGUUCGGAUUUUACGGUAUGCCAACGCCAAGCCUAACGUGAUUGAGGAGGCCAAGAAACUUCAAUGUAGUGUAUGCCAACGGCAUCAACAAGUUCGACCAGCACGACGAGCAGCUCCACCAAAGGAGCUAGACUUCAAUGACUGCGUUGGAGUGGACGUGGUCUACUUGCCCCUUCCAAACGGAAAGACGAGACCCAGUUUGAAUAUCAUUGACUGGAGCUCAAAGUUCCAACUGAUGAUACCGACGGAUACCAAACGACCUGGGCAGCUUCGAGAGGCGUACAGACACUGGCUACGCCUUUUUGGACCACCAAAGAGAAUGGCGAUUGACAUGGGCAAGGAGUUCAAAGGAGUCUUUGCUCAAGCAGCAGAGUCGGAUGGAACAUAUGUGGAUCCGGCGGCAGUGGAGGCGCCACAUCAAAGAGGCAUCACCGAGAGGCAUGGAAAGACCUUUAAGUUCAUGCUGAUGAAGGCCAUGGACACGUACAAUUGUACCAAUGUGCAAGAGUGGGAAGAGUUGGUGGACGUGACCACCAUGACGAAGAAUCGGAUGCUGCAGCACAACGGGUUCUCACCUUCACAACGAGUCUUUGGAUUCAAUCCGAAGAUACCUGGAGGACUACUUUCCGAUGAUGGAGGUAACCGAGUUCAUCCAGACAAAGUUCGACAAGGUGAUCUGACCGUGGAGAGAUCUAUGAGGAUGAGGAAGGCAGCAGCUGAGGCCUUCCUAGAAGCUGACGCCGACGAGGCUUUGAGAAGAGCAGUGUCAACUGGUCCGAGACCUAUGCAGGACUAUGACAUUGGAGAGAUGAUCUACUUUUACAGAAUGGGAGCUGACAAGGCGAAGAAGUUUGCCCCCGGAUACUGGUGCGGACCAGCUCGCAUCAUGAUGAUUGAUCAACCAUCAACCAUCUGGGCAAGUUACCAAGGGACCUUGGUGAAAGCAGCUCCAGAGAGAGUUCGACGAGCUAGCCUGGAAGAAAACCUCAGUCUUAGUGGUUGGCUGGCUGACUUGGUGAAGAACAAGCAUGAUCCAUGCACGGAUCCCAAGAAAGGCUACAUCGACCUUAUAGAACAUCCUCUUCCACCGGAAGUUGAACGAUCAGGAGAUGCAGAUGACGAAGAAUAUGAGCCGAGUGUGAUGGAUGACGAGGAGUUUGCAGAGGCCCUGAAGAACCAACCCCUGAAGAGAAAAGGUCCUUCAUUGGGACCGAAACCUCUUAGACGAUACUAUGGCAAACAAGAGCAGGACCUGGAGGAUUUUCUUGCGGCAGCAGACACGGGCAAACUACGUGAUGAACGUCAAGAACCACCUGAACUUCAUCAACCAGCUGAACUACCUGUACCUGAUCAAGUUCCUGGAGACGAAGAGCGAGAGGAGAUUGAGGAGACAGGGACAAAACGGGAGCAUGGAGACGGAGAUCCACCUGGAGAUGAAGAAGAACGACCAACCAAGAGAAGCCGAGCAGAAUACCUAGAGUUGUACCACCUGAAGGUGGACAACUUGAUGAAGCAGCGACAGAGGAAAGAGAUUAGGCUGCAGGAAUUGGAUCGGAAGAACCAUGAAAGUUUCCUGAAGGCAAUCAACAAGGAGAUCCAGACCAACAUAGAAGCUGGAGCCUACCAGAUCUUGGGAGACAAAGAAUCUGCCUGGAUCCGACAACAAUGCCCUGAGAAGAUCAUGGAAAGUCGUUUUGUUCUGACCGCGAAGCCUCUUGAACCUCAAGAAGUACAACCAGCAAAAGAGACAGGACUUUUACUUGACUGGGAGUCAGAAGAACCAUGUAAGGCCAAAGCUCGACAUGUGAUGAAAGGUUUUUCGGAGGAUGGAUCCUCUACCAUCGAAGCGACAACACCACAAGUGACCCGAGAGGGAGUACUGAUGGUUGCUCAAAUGGUAGCAAGCCAUAGAUGGAGACUGGGUUUUCUGGAUUUUACUCAAGCCUUUAUGUCUGGAGACCCAAUUCAAAGGACCAUCUACGCAGCCCAGCCGAGAGAAGGAAUUCCAGGUUUGUCGCCUGGUCAACUACUGAAACUUGAAAAGGUGUGCUAUGGACUGGUAGAUGGACCCUAUGCUUGGUUUCAACACCUGAAUAGAAUGCUUACCAAGGAUCUCGACUACCAACAGUCCCUGGCCGACCCAUGCAUCUAUUUUCAACAUCGAGAAGUUCAAGGACCAGAUGGACUUUGGCGCAAGGAACUUGGAGGAGUGAUCGCUGUGGCUACUGAUGAUUUACUACAUGGAGGUGACGAAGAACAUCUGCGGUGCAUGGAGAUCAUCCAAAAGAAAUACAAGCUGGGCAAAUACCAAUUUGACCCAGGGAAGUUCACCGGAAAGCAGUUCACUACGAUGCCAGAUGGAAGCAUCUUGGUCAACCAGGCCCAGUACACCAAGGAGAAGCUGAUCGACAUACAGAUCGACAAACAUCGGAAGAGACAGAGAUACAGCUUCUGUUCCGAGAAAGAGAUCAGCGAGUUGAGAGCUAGCGUGGGAGCAUUGUCAUGGCUCUCCAAAGAAUCCAGACCGGACUUGGCAGGAAGAGUUGCUCUUCUACAACAAAACUUUCCCAGACCCAGAGUCAAAGAUUUGAUCGAAGCCAACUCGAUCACCCAAGAAGCGAAGAAGAACCCAGAAAGUGGAAUUAAGAUCAUGCCGAUCUUACCACAGAAACUACGAGUUGGAGUAGCAACUGAUGCUUCAUGGGCCAAUGCGAAGGACAGAGAUCGACUUGAAGAUCAUCGAGAUGAUUUUUGGGAAGAGACGGAAGGCUUCUGGAUUAGACACCACAAGACACCGAGAAGAACCCUGUUUCAUCCUGGAGCUGUUGAAGGUCCUGACCUACAUGAUUUGCUACCAGUUCGCAAAACUGUCCGAGAUCAAGGCAAGGUCUCCGAGGACUUUUGGAACAAAAGUGAUAGUUUUCAGUCAGAAAAUGCAGAAUGGACUGGAAAGACAUACUUUGUGAAACAACCUUUUGGAGAAAAGCUACCGCCCACGGAAAUCAAUGAGAUGUUCCUAAAGUUGAUGAACUGCAGUUCUCAAGGUGGGUAUAUCAUGAUGUACUACGACAAGGAUUUGGAAACACUACCAACUCCACAAAUGGUAUCAGUGACAUCAUGGAAAUCCACUAGGCUGAAACGCAAAACAGUGAAUACCUUGUCAGCAGAAUGUCAAGCACUUAUCACUGGCAUUGGACAUAUUCAUUGGCAUCGCUUUCUGCUGCUUGAACUGAAUGGAGAGAACAUGUCUGAUCGAGAAUGGGAACAUCGACUUUCGUCCAUACCCUAUGUCUCAGUGGUUGACUCCAGAUCGCUCUAUGAUUGCCUCAAUAAACUGGUCUGUACCUAUGCUCAGGUGGAAGACAAAAGAACGGCGAUCGAUGUGGCGAUUCUCAAGGACGACCUCUACAAGACUGGAGGGCAUCUCAGAUGGGUGGACGGUUCCAACAUGGUGGCCGAUAGUUUAACUAAGAAGAUGUCUAGCGAGUUUUUGAGGUUGAUUUGUAACCAAGGAUUCUGGUCAUUAACCAAGUCAGGACACCAGAAGUUAGCAAGUCAACAUGAUUUGCUCAUGGUCACGAUACACCAGCCAUAA
Molecule: messenger RNA, 7044 nt
Organism: Cladocopium goreaui
Lineage: Eukaryota; Dinophyceae; Suessiales; Symbiodiniaceae
Source: the annotation of a GenBank genome assembly